AUGAGCCCCCCGACCAGCAGGGACCUGCACCGCCUCCUGCGGAAGCCGCCGGAGAUCCGCACGCAGGAAGACGUCAGGGCGAUCUCGGAGGGCGUGCGCGGAGUGUCCUUCUUCGAGCAGCUGGACGCGGGGGUGCGGCAGAGCUGCUGCGGUGCACUGAGGCACCAGUUCGUCGAGGGCGGCCACACGAUCUUCAAGGAGGGCGACGCGGGCUCCCUCUUCUACGUCGUGCUCAACGGCGCGGUGGGCGUGUACGUCCGUGACCUCUCGCUGGACGAGGUACCGGACCCAGAGGAGGCCCAGCGGGCGGCGGCGGCGGAGGCCCAGCGGCAGAAGCGGGAGGAGGAGCGGCAGAGGCGGCUGCAGCAGCAGCGCAUGAGCAGGCUGAGCCACCGCGUCUCCGUGUCCGCGGGCAUGGGGCUGGUCAACGCGACCCGCGCCAGGAUGCAGGGCACGCUGUGCGCGCUCCAGGAGGAGGCCUCCGACCCGUCGGAGGACACCGACGGGGAGCGCGAGGAGGACGCGGAGGACGCCCCUGGCGGCCCGGCGGCGGCCGCCGGUGCGCCGCGCAGCGAGGCCAGGCCCGCGCGGCGGGCCACCGGCACGCACUGGCGCCUCGCGGCGUUCCGCGUCCGCGCGGUGGCCCGCCUUCGGAGUGGCCUCUCGCCUCUGCCGGCGGGCCUGAAGCAGGUCGCGACCUUCCGGGGCGGCGACGCGUUCGGGCAGGUGGCACUGCAGAUGGACUCGCCGCGCACCGCUACCGUCCGGACGCUGGCGGCCACGCACUUCGCGGUGCUCCGCAGGGAGGAUUACCAGAACAUCCUCGCCGGGGCCUUCGAGAGCGAGCGGUGUGAGCGCUUUCAGUUUCUCUCAGCGGCGGCGACAUCCCCGCAGCCGAAUUUCUUCUCCUCCUGGUCGGUGCCCUACCUGACUAGGAUCUGUUCGGUGAUGCACCGGAGGGAACUGCGCAAGGGCCAGGUGCUGUUCGACAUCGGCUCGUCCACGGUGCAGGUUUAUUUCGCCCACGGUGGGGAGUUCUCCUUGUGCAGGCCCGUGGAGGCUGUGGAGCCGCCUGUGGGGCCUGAGGCCGCGCAGCCCCCCUCCAAGGGCCGAGGUCUCCCCUGCGGUCGCGACGACGGCAACGGCCACCACUGCGAGGACGGCGCGGCACCGGGGCCCGCGGGCACCUCUGCGGAGGCGCUCCAUGGCUGGCGCCUGGGGCGUCGACGGCUCUGGUGCACGGUGGGGCUCGUGGCACCGCCGCACGCGCUCGGUCUCUCGGCGAACCUGGCCGGCUCCCGGACGCACUCCGAGCGCGCGGUGUGCCUCUCCGUCAUGGGCUGCGUCUACGGCGUGCUCGCGAAGGAGCUGGUGGGCUGCCUCGACGCCCGGGCGCGCGCGCUGGCGGUGCAGGGCGCCUCGGCGCAGCAGGCCUCCCUCGACAGCCGCGCUCGCUCGCUCGCGCGCCUGGCUCGGGCCUCUGCCGCCCCCGCGGCCGCCGCGGCGCAGGCCGCCGCCGCCGGACGGCCUGGGCCAGACUGGGCUGGA
Molecule: messenger RNA, 1548 nt
Organism: Prorocentrum cordatum
Lineage: Eukaryota; Dinophyceae; Prorocentrales; Prorocentraceae
Source: the annotation of a GenBank genome assembly